GUAAAGAAGAGGAAUGGGGCAGAAGUUUCAGAGAUCUGUAAGUAGGGUUUAUGUUGGGGUGAGGUGGGUUCAAUUACACACCAAGAUGAGGUCUGCUGGUAAAACCUCCCCAAACAACCAGCCAAUUAUUCUCUACCUAGAUCUGCGCUUUACCAAUGACCUAGAACUUGUCAGACACUCCCUUAACCACGCCCCCAGGCCAAGAACAGCUGUGUCACUUGCGACUAGGUCCCUGGACCUGAAGAAGAAGGGCGCAGGCCCGAGCCCGGCGGUGGCAGCUGGCCGAACACACGGAGCGGGCACAGGACGACGCGCAGGAGGAGGAGCUUGCCGCCAGCUCGCUGUCAUGUCGCGCCAGGCAAAGGAUGACUUUCUGCGGCACUACACCGUCUCGGACCCCAGGACCCACCCCAAAGGCUACACGGAGUACAAAGUAACCGCGCAGUUCAUCUCAAAGAAGGACCCAGAGGACAUCAAAGAGGUUGUAGUCUGGAAGCGAUACAGUGACUUCCGUAAGCUGCAUGGGGACUUGGCCUAUACUCACCGCAACCUCUUCCGGCGGCUAGAAGAGUUUCCGGCUUUCCCCCGUGCUCAGGUGUUUGGGCGGUUUGAAGCCUCUGUGAUUGAAGAGAGGCGCAAGGGUGCAGAGGACCUGCUGCGCUUCACAGUACCCAUCCCUGCACUCAACAACAGCCCCCAGCUCAAGGAGUUUUUCCGGGGUGGGGAGGUAACGCGGCCCUCUGAGGUGUCAAGGGACCUGCGCAUCCUGCCACCCCCUCUCAUCCCCACACCACCUCCUGAUGAGCCCCGGCUCCUCCAGCCACUGCCUGCAGAAAGGAGGGGCCAGGAGGAGCUGGAUGUACCAGUGGAUCCCCUGCCGUCUAGUCCUGCCCAGGAGGCCUUGGAUCUUCUCUUCAGCUGUGGCAGCACUGAGGAAGCAUCCAGCUCCCCAGCCCGAGGUCCCCUCUCUGACGCCGAACUUGCCCUUUUUGACCCUUACUCCAAAGAGGAGAGUACAGGCACCAGCCCCACCCACACCAGUGAGCUAGCAGCCAUGGAGGUACAGUCCAAAAGGCUGGACCAGGAACCCUGGGAGCCAGGAGGACAGGAGAAGGGAGAGGCUGAAGAUGGAGAACCUGCCCCAGCUUAUCUGAGCCAGGCCACAGAGCUCAUCACUCAAGCGCUGCGGAAAGAGAAGGCUGGUGCCUAUGCCGCUGCGCUCCAAGACUACCAAGACGGGGUGCACAUCCUGCUCCAGGGCGUCUCAGGUGACCCGUCCCCUGCCCGCCGGGAAGGUGUGAAGAAGAAGGCAGCUGAGUACCUGAGGCGGGCCGAGACCCUCCAAGCGCACUUGCCUUGAGGGCACCCU
Messenger RNA from Microtus ochrogaster (prairie vole), 1369 nucleotides. RefSeq names its product sorting nexin 15 (gene Snx15). Lineage: Eukaryota; Metazoa; Chordata; Mammalia; Rodentia; Cricetidae. Gene Ontology annotation, molecular function: phosphatidylinositol binding. The record is from RefSeq and is a predicted model, not a curated record.